CUAAACUCUUUAGGGAAAUCUUGAGGCUGUGGAAGCCCAGUGGUCCAGAUCUCGGUUCCUGCAUCUCCAGACAUGGCGACCUAGGGGAAGGGGAAGACCAAUUUUUUCUCCUCUUUUGGGACGGUUUGUGUCUAGUAGUGCCUGUGCCCCUGGGCAGCUUGGAGAGAAGAGGGGCGACUGGAGAAUCGUCAUUUGAGAACCAGAGGAGAAAAGAAAACGCAACGUUAAUUCUAGAAGGCCUGCCGUCCCUGCCUGCUCUGGGUGCUCAUGGAACCAGCUGCUGCCCUGCACUUCUCCCUGCCAGCCUCCCUCCUCCUCCUCCUCCUCCUCUUCCUUCUCCGACUGUGUGCACUGGUCUCAGCCCAGUUUAUUGUGGUAGGGCCAACUGAUUCCAUCCUGGCCACGGUUGGAGAAGACACUACGUUACGCUGCCAUCUGUCACCCGAGAAAAAUGCUGAGGACAUGGAGGUGCGGUGGUUCCGGUCUCAGUUCUUCCCCGCAGUGUUUGUGUAUAAGGGUGGGAGAGAGAGGACAGAGGAGCAGAUGGAGGAGUACCGAGGAAGAACCACCUUUGUGAGCAAAGACAUCAGCAGGGGCAGCGUGGCCCUGGUCAUACACAACAUCACAGCUCAGGAGAACGGCACCUACCGCUGUUACUUCCAAGAAGGCAGGUCCUACGAUGAGGCCAUCCUGCACCUCGUGGUGGCAGGUGCGUUGCUUCAUUUUGCUCUGUUGCUUUGGCACAGUGUGACUCUGGGGAAAGUAUGUCUCCUAACCUCAUGCCCAUUGCAGACCAGCAAAUUUUUGUCUGGAAUCCCCUUUACAGGGAGAUACCACAGGGACACUCUUCCUGUGGAAACGGAAUUCCAGGGAAAAAUCCUUCCUACUGCACAAGGGCUGCACGAGUGGGUCCCUGCUAAGCCAAGGGCUUCACUUCUUGAGAAGCACACGCAGAAUUAUUUUCUGAGGGAGAAAGCAACAGAGCUGGCUGAGGAGCCCUUCAGCUGUGCUCCUAAGGGCACUCUUACCCCAGAUGUUCUGUUUCAAACUAAGUGGACAUUUCUGGCUGCCUUUUCAGAAUCCUUUAUGCCCAGCGUGUCUCCCUGUGUGGUGGCCCUGCCUAUCAUUGUGGUCUUUCUGAUGAUAAUCAUUGCCGUAUGCAUCUACUGGAUCAACAGACUCCAAAAGGAAAAAAAGAUUCUGUCAGGGGAAAAAGAGUUUGAACUGGAAACAAGAGAAAUUGCUGUAAAGGAACUGGAGAAGGAACGUGUGCAAAGAGAGAAAGAACUUCAAGUACAAGAGCAACUUCAAGAAGAAUUGCGAGGGAGAAAAACAGUCUUACAUGCCGUCGAUGUGGUCCUGGAUCCAGACACCGCUCAUCCUGAUCUCUUGCUGUCAGAGGACCGGAGAAGUGUGCGAAGGUGCCCCCUCAGGCACCUAGGGGAGAGCGUGCCUGACAACCCAGAGAGAUUCGACAGUGAGCCUUGUGUCCUGGGCCGGGAGAGCUUUGCUUCAGGAAAACAUUACUGGGAGGUGGAGGUGGAAAACGUGAUGGAGUGGACUGUGGGGGUCUGCAGAGACAGUGUUGAGAGGAAAGGGGAGGUCCUGCUGCUUCCUCAGAAUGGCUUCUGGACCUUGGACAUGCAUAAACGGCAAUACCGGGCCCUGUCCUCACCUAAGAGGAUUCUCCCUUUGAAGGAGUCCCUUUGCCGGGUGGGCGUCUUCCUGGACUAUGAAGCAGGAGAUGUCUCCUUCUACAACAUGAGGGACAGAUCGCACAUCUACACAUGUCCCCGUUCAGCCUUUUCCGUGCCUGUGAGGCCCUUCUUCAGGAUAGGGUCUGAUGACAGCCCCAUCUUCAUCUGUCCGGCACUCAUAGGAGCCAGUGGGGUCACAGUGCCUGAAGAGGGCCUGAUACUUCACAGAGUGGGGACCAAUCAGAGCCUGUAGAAUCAAUUCCCUGGUCUCACAGCCAUGCAGAUAAGCCCUGGUCAUCUCAGCAGCCACUGCACAAUGUUGUUGGUGGAAGACACGCCCUCCUCCCCUCUGGUCACGUCCCCAGUGGAAGACACGCCCUCCUCCCCUCUGGUCACAUAAGAGAACAGCUUCCAGCUGCCCCUUUCACACCCACUCCAGCCCUCAGCCCCAGUUUUCUCCUCCUCACUAGGCUGUGGCUUUAGUAGUUCCUUUGCUUGUAACUAUGGGACGGGAUCCAGGCAUAGGGAACUAGUUGUUUCAUAGCUCCCAGCCAAGAAAAAAGUGUGAGAAGUUGAUGGGCAGCAAACCUGCUGUUUAACAUCAGGGUGACCACACUGAGUCCAGUAUGCCAGUUGGCACCAGAUGAUAUGGACUUGGAAUGAGGCCAACAGGGUUCAUCAGGAUGUGAGAGGAGAGAGGAAUCCACAGGACCACCAGAGAGGAGAGGGAACCAGAUCUGCAGGUCAGAGAUAGAGGAAGUGGAACCAGAGAGCUGGGAGGGACCAAGCUUGUAAGGGUGGCUAAGUCCCACCAUAACAUCCAAGGGAACCUGGGAAAUGAUGGCUCAUUUCCACCCAACCCCAGGAUUUCCAGAGCACACAGCCACAGGCCUGGACCUGGGACGAAGAUGAAUGAAGAACAUGGACUCAUGUGGAUGUGGUUUGGCUCAGGUGUCUCUGCAGUUGGCAAGGAGUCAGUACUCAGUCCCCGAGUGUGGUUUAAGUUUGAGGUCCUGGCUGAGCCGAGGAGUAAUGGACCAGGUCUACCUCAGCAUUCAGGUUCAAUGGGGACACCAGUGGCUUCAAACUUCCUGGUCUCAUGAUGUCUUUAGACACCUUACAAAUGAUGGAGGAUUCCAAAGAGUUUUUGUUUAUUUGAGUUAAUAUUUGUUGGCAUUUAAGGCAUUGGAGAAUGAAACUAAGAAAUGUUGUAAUUUAUUACCUUUACAACAGUUAUUUAUAUUACAUACAUUUACAACAUUUAUUAAUUUAUAUUAAAGUAGCAUGAAUAAGCCAACUCUAGGUUAAUAUAAGUAGAAUGUUUGUGAAAAAAUAAGUAUGGUAUCCAAAGCAAAAUAAAUUUUAUUUAGAAGUGUGG
Cercocebus atys (sooty mangabey) is the source of this 3075-nucleotide messenger RNA. RefSeq names its product butyrophilin subfamily 2 member A1-like. The record is from RefSeq and is a predicted model, not a curated record. Gene Ontology annotation, molecular function: signaling receptor binding. Gene Ontology annotation, biological process: T cell receptor signaling pathway; regulation of cytokine production. Gene Ontology annotation, cellular component: external side of plasma membrane. NCBI's taxonomy places the organism in Eukaryota, Metazoa, Chordata, Mammalia, Primates, Cercopithecidae.